Molecule: messenger RNA, 1656 nt
Organism: Melospiza melodia melodia
Lineage: Eukaryota; Metazoa; Chordata; Aves; Passeriformes; Passerellidae
Product: zinc finger protein OZF-like
Exons: 4
Coding region: 143-1432 (429 amino acids)
Biological process (GO): regulation of gene expression
Cellular component (GO): nucleus
Source: RefSeq, a predicted model, not a curated record
CUGUAACCUUGGAAUAUACCUCUGGAUAUAAACUCUCCAGCAGAAUCCCAUCUCUUUUUCUGUUCACCAUCGCCUGAAGCUCUCCUCCUGAGGAUUUCCCAUUGCCAACCCCUGGGAUGCUGUGAGGAAGAGGAAGAUACCCAUGGACACUGAGGCAGAGCAGGAGCUGAGCAUGGAGAGCAGGGAGGACAAAUGCCUGCGGCAGAACCUGGUGGAAGAGGCCAUUUUGAGCGGCUCCACGGCGCAGGAAGCCAACGGGGAGGAAAAGCCCCGGAGAUGCCGCACGAGGAGGAGCUGCAAAUGCAGCUGGUGGGGAUCUGAGGGGGAAAGAGCCAGCCUGGGCCGGGAAGGUGGCGGGAGAUGGAGCCAGAGCUCGGAGCUGGUACUCCAUGAGCAGCUCCAUGAUGGGAAGAAGCCUCACACGUGCAUGGAGUUUGGGAAGAGCUUCAGGCGGAACUGCAACCUGAUUGUGCACCAGAGGAUCCACACUGGGGAGAAGCCCUACGAGUGUGGGGAGUGUGGAAAGAGCUUCAGCCAGAGCUCCAGCCUGAUCAAGCACCAGAGGAUCCACACUGGAGAACGGCCCUUCGAGUGUGGGGAGUGUGGGAAGAGCUUCAGCCUGAGCUCCAACCUGAUCAAGCACCAGAGAACCCACACUGGGGAGAGGCCCUUCGAGUGUGGGGAGUGUGGGAAGAGCUUCUCACAGAGCUCCCACCUGUCCUCGCACCAGAGGACCCACACUGGGGAGAGGCCCUAUGAGUGUUCCAAGUGUGGGAAGGGGUUUCAGAUCAGCUCCCGUCUCAUCAGGCACUAUCAGAGUCACACAGAGGAGAGGCCCUUCCAAUGCCUCGAGUGCGGGAAGGGAUUCAGGCAGAACGCCCACCUCAUCAGGCACCGGCGCAUCCACACUGGGGAGAGGCCCUACGAGGAAUGGCCCUACAAGUGUGGGGAGUGUGGGAAGGGCUUCAGCUACAGAUCCAACCUUGUGACCCACCAACGUCUCCACACUGGAGAGAGGCCCUACGAGUGUCCCCAGUGUCAGAAGAGGUUUCCGAGCAGCUCCAAUCUCCUCCAGCACCAGCGGAUUCACACUGAGGAGAGGCCCUUCCUCUGCCCUGAGUGCGGGAAGGGCUUCAAGCGCAACUGCAACCUCAUCAAGCACUGGCGCAUCCACACUGGGGAGAGACCCUACCAGUGUGCCACAUGUGGGAAGAGGUUUCAGACAAGCUCCCAUCUCCUCCUGCAUGAGCGGAUUCACACGGAUGAGAGGCCCUUCCACUGCCCCGACUGUGGGAAGGGUUUCAAGCACAACUCCACCCUCAUUACCCACCGACGCAUCCACACAGGGGAGAGGCCCUACAAGUGUCCCCAGUGUGAGAAAAGCUUCACCAGUAGCUCUCACUUGACCAGACACCAACGGACCCACCAGUAAGGGAAGCCCUGCAAAUGCCAAAAAUGCAGGAACAGCUUCAUGCACCACUCCAGCUUCAUCCCCCAUUAGAGGGCCCACAUUGGGAAGAACCCUGGUGAUCCAGUUUCCCUGUGGUCUAUGCUGGAAAAACACCUGUCCCUUUUCCUGCCCUUGCCAAAGACAUGAUGUGGGACGGAAGAACAUGAGGGUCUGGCCAUGGCCGUGUCAUUACAUUCACUCGCACC